AUGGUCAAAAAGCAUCAUGAAGAGCCUGUGAAGCCACUGCUCCUGCAGCAGCCUCGUGGGAGGCUGAUGGGCUUUGCUCAAACUUUCUGCUUCAGCAGCUUCAUGAGGACCAUGAAGUUCACGCUGGUGACGUGCCCAAGGUGUUACUUGGAGGAUGGAGCUUCCAAAGGAGCCUGGCUGAACCGGUCAAGUAUUAUUUUUGCUGGAAGUGACAAGUGGUCGGUAGAUCCUCGAGUUUCCAUCGCCACAGCAAACAGAAGAGAGUACAGCCUGCAGAUACAGGACGUCGAUGUGACAGAUGAUGGUCCCUACACUUGCUCUGUGCAAACUCAGCACACUCCCAGAACGAUGCAGGUGCACUUAACUGUACAAGUUUCUCCCAAGAUAUUCCGUAUUUCGAGUGACAUCGUUGUGAACGAAGGGAGCAACGUUACCCUGGUGUGCCUGGCCACGGGGAAGCCAGAGCCUUCCAUUUCCUGGAGACACAUCUCGCCGUCAG
This is a messenger RNA of Nestor notabilis (Kea), 499 nucleotides long. Its product is annotated as neuronal growth regulator 1-like. The transcript is spliced from 3 exons. The record is from RefSeq and is a predicted model, not a curated record. Gene Ontology annotation, cellular component: neuron projection. The annotation marks the transcript as partial. NCBI's taxonomy places the organism in Eukaryota, Metazoa, Chordata, Aves, Psittaciformes, Psittacidae.